This is a messenger RNA of Carica papaya (papaya), 1070 nucleotides long. RefSeq names its product Galactose mutarotase-like superfamily protein. Gene Ontology annotation, molecular function: carbohydrate binding; aldose 1-epimerase activity. Lineage: Eukaryota; Viridiplantae; Streptophyta; Magnoliopsida; Brassicales; Caricaceae. The record is from RefSeq and is a predicted model, not a curated record. Gene Ontology annotation, biological process: beta-D-galactose catabolic process via UDP-galactose, Leloir pathway; glucose metabolic process.
GAUCAAUAUGCUUCAAGUAUGGUUUGUCUUCGUUUUGGGUUUCUUGUUUUCUGCUAAUAUUCAAGCUGAGGAAAUCGGAAUUUACGAGCUUCAGAGAGGUGAUUUAUCUGCCACGUUCACCAACUAUGGUGCCACCAUGCUUUCUCUUAUUCUCCCUGAUAAAAACGGAAAGUUGGAUGAUAUUGUUCUUGGAUACGAUACAAUCGAGGAGUACAUGAAUGAUACAACCUACUUUGGUGCAAUUGUUGGACGUGUAGCUAACAGAAUUGCAGGUGCCCAGUUUACUUUCAAUGGAACCCAUUAUAACUUGGAUGCUAAUGAAGGAUCCAACAUGCUUCAUGGUGGAUCUAAAGGAUUUGGUGAAGUUAUAUGGUCAGUGCAAAGUUACCAGGAGGAUAGCCACGUAUCAUUCACCUAUAACAGCUUUGAUGGAGAAGAAGGGUUUCCUGGAAACUUAUCAGUGAUAGUGACAUACAUGUUGAUUGACUCAAACAAGUUGGGUGUAAGGAUGGAAGCCAAGGCACUAGACAAGGCAACACCUGUGAAUUUAGCCUUGCACACUUAUUGGAAUCUAGCAGGCCACAACAGAGGAGAUAUACUCUCUCACGAAAUCCAAAUUUUGGCCGAUAGCAUCACUCCGGUUGAUGAAGCACUCAUCCCUACUGGUCAAAUCAAACCAGUUAACGGUACACCUUAUGAUUUUCUUGCUCCUCGAACGAUCGGAAGCAUGUUGGAUCAACUUCCAGACGGAUACGACAUUAACUAUGUGUUGCAAAACAAUAGUUUGGGACGCUUGCAAAAGGCGGUACAAGUGCAUGAAUGUGUAUCGGGGAGGACGAUGGAACUAUGGACUACUAAACCAGGUUUACAAUUCUAUACGAGUAACCAGUUGGUUGAGGAGAAAGGCAAAGAUGGGAGUGUGUAUAGGAAAUAUGCUGGAAUUGCUUUGGAGACUCAAGGGUUUCCUGAUUCAGUCAAUCAUCCUAACUUCCCAUCUCAGAUGGUGAUGCCGGGAGAGAGCUAUCAGCAUGUCAUGGUCUAUAGGUUCACAACUAAGAAGAAUAAUUAGU